AUGGGUCACAAACUAUCAAAAACCACAAUAUCUAACAACAAUAAAUUAAAAGCCAAAGCAACAGUCAAAGUUGAAAAACGAAAAAAGUUUCGUUCUUUGCGCACCAAUUCCAACGAACAAGUUUUAAUCAUUGAUGAAAGUAUUAAUGAAACUUGGCGUUUUACCGGUAGUGGUAAACGAAUCCAUUAUGCAAAAAAUUCCAAAUUAUUCAAUAAAGGUGUCUCUGAUAAUGAAAUUGAAAGAUUACAAAAACAACAUUGGUUCUUUAAACGUAUUUGGCAAAGUAAUUAUUCAGCUCCCAUUGAAGAGAAAUUGAGAGCUGGUGUUAAAGUUCUUGAUAUUGGGUAUGAUGAUCAUUUAUUUAUUUCUUCAUUUAACAUGGAGCUAGCAAAUGUCAAGUUUCUUAAAGCAAAUAUACUUGACGGUCUUCCAUUUUUAGACGAUUCUUUUGACUUUGUUCACAUGGGAUUAUUAGUAACUGCGUUCACCGCUACUGAAUUGAAAGAAAAAGUCUUUCCCGAAAUUAUAAGGAUUACUAAGCAAGGUGGUUGGAUAGAAUUCAUGGAAAGCGACAUACAAUAUCUUAAUGAAGGUCCUACAACUGCAAGAUUAACGAAUGCACUAACGUCGUUCAUGAAAUCUAAAGGAAUAUUGGAACCAUUGAAUACAUAUAUCCCUCAAUCAAUAGAAGAUAAUGAAAAAAUACAGAAAGGUAUCCAAACCGAAGAAAAAACUUGUUUCGUUGGAAAGUGGGCGGGUGACCUCGGUAGAAUGGCUGUAGAAGAUAUUGCCAACGGAUGGACUGCAAUCAAGGCUCCAUUAUCUAAAGCAAUGAAAAUGAAAUCUCAAGAAUAUGACGAAUUGGUCGCCACAUUUUCCAAAGAAGUCGAACAAAACAGAACAUAUUUCAAGACUUGGAGAUUUGUCGCUCAAAAGAUUGGCUCUACUACGCCUAUAUCUGAUAUAAUUACCACUACUACUACUUAA
This is a messenger RNA of Dentiscutata erythropus, 987 nucleotides long. The record is from the annotation of a GenBank genome assembly. Lineage: Eukaryota; Fungi; Glomeromycota; Glomeromycetes; Diversisporales; Gigasporaceae.